ACGCACGAGCAACACAAGGAACUCGCAAUUCUCAGUAUCACCUUUGGCGCGUCGGUGACAAUAAAAGAUAGGGUAAUGUACAGAAAAAUGAAAUGCAUCAAAAGAAUAUCAGUCAAUGACCUUAAUACAACAACUGUAUAUGAAACUACUUGAAACAUUUUUACUAAUUAAAACCAACAUAAUAAAUAUAAAUUCAAACAAAAUUAAAUCGAAAAAAAAAAAUCAUACGAGUAAUAAUGUUGAUUUUUAAAAAGUUUUAGAAGUAUGAGUUUAAUAAUGUUUAUUAUCAAUUAACUGGAUGGUAAUUUACAACAUAAUUAUAAUGUCGUGAUGAUAACAUUGUCGAGUGUUCAUUAGAUAUAUUAUUUUUAUUAUUAUCUUUGAGUAUUUAACCAAACUAUAUCACUGUUUUCCGUUUAUUUGGUUUUUAAUUGUCUUGCAAUGGAAUGAAUCAUCGCGUGCUCGUGUCUGUUAUUGCAGUAUGGAAAGACGCCUCUUGAUUUGUAUGAUGAUAACGAAUGUAAAGGAUACGAAGAAACCACGAGAAGUGAAAAGAAACAAGAUUUAAAAGAAUUACUUGAAAAACUAUCAACUCCAUCAGAGAUUUUAGCCAGGGGUCCCGAUGCCGUCAAAGCAUUCAAAGAUGCACUUAAAAACGGCGAAAUAACAGUUGUUAAUUCAAGACUGAUGUUUCUUGGUCAAGAGGGUUCCGGGAAAACCUCUUGUGUUAAAGCCAUGCUGGGAAAACAAUUUAAUAAGGAAGAGCCGUCAACCGAUGGUAUUGUUACAACUAAAACUGUCUUUCAAACUGUCGGUGAGGAUUACAACAUUUGGGAGGAGCAGAAGGAUGUAGACGAGAUUGAACGAACUAAACAGGUACGCGAACACGCUAUCGCUACGAAUGUAGCAAAGACGUUCGAUUUCACUGCUUCUACGUCCUCAUCUGAUCGUGGAAGGAUAGCAUUUCCAUCUACGUCCGCAUCUCCUCUCGAAGGAACAUCAGCUGCAUCUGUAUCAGAAAUUGAUCCCAGAAAAAAGUCAUCUUUAUCCCCUGUGUUUAUCAGACGGUUUAAAGGCAAAAGUGUAUCUGAGGACACUGGAGUAUCCACCAAUGGAAAAGGUGUGUCUCAGGACACAGGGGUAUCCACUAAUGGAAAAGGUGUGUCUGCGGACACAGGAGUACCCACCAAUGGAAAAGGUGUGUCUCAGGACACAGCAGUAUCCACCAGUGGAAAAGGUGUAUCUCAGCACACAGGAGUAUCGAGCAAUCAGCUUAUGACAUAUGAAAUACGAAAGAAAGUCAUUGACAAACUUGCAAACAAGAGUUCUGGGCCGAGUGACGUAACUUGUAUAUGGGACUAUGCCGGUCAACUUGAUUAUUAUAUUACUCACCGGUUUUUUCUUACAGAUGUGACAUCUUAUGGAGUUGUAUUCAGUUUGCUAGACGCUUUGGAUGAAUUAGCAAAGCCAAGAGAUCCCCAAAAAGGAUUUCUUGAGAUGACAAAUCUGCAAUCGAUCUUAUUUUGGAUAAGGUCAAUAUUUGAACACGCUGUACUGCUACAUGGCUCUGAAUCAAAGAAUGUGAUCAAAGGAAUGAUAGCAUCACCGACGAUUAGUCUAAUUGGGACGCACAUGGAUCUGCUACCGGGAAGUGAUGCUGAGAAGCAGGCUAAGGUUUGUUAA
This is a messenger RNA of Anneissia japonica, 1683 nucleotides long. RefSeq names its product probable serine/threonine-protein kinase roco6. Lineage: Eukaryota; Metazoa; Echinodermata; Crinoidea; Comatulida; Comatulidae. The record is from RefSeq and is a predicted model, not a curated record. The transcript is spliced from 8 exons. Bases 688 to 1683 code for a protein of 331 amino acids.